GCUCCACCUGGGAUUUUCAACUACAGCCGAUUGAAGCCAUUCGCAAGGUUCACAAUCCCAUUACCACCGAUACAUACGAAUAGAUUCAGUAUAAUCGAGCGCAAGCAACGAAAUGCUACUGCGAAACCUCCACACAGGCCACCGUUGACGAGCCCCUCCCUCGUCGCGCAACAAGCAGCCCUCUCUCCCCUCCCCCACUAACACCAUCACCACCACGACGCUCUGCUCCCACGAUGCCUCGCAAUGCUGGCGCGGCACCAUCCCUGCGCAAGGGACCCAACUGGUCCUCUCACCUCCGACAGUUCAGCCGAAGUAGCCUCGAACCGCCCUCCGCGACAUCGUCCGUCGACUCGCCCCGAUCCCCCGAUACCGUCUCCAGUGCCUCGACCAUCCGCGGCGACAACUCGUCCAGCUCUGUGAAACAGCGCCGCCUCGAGCGUAGGUGCACCGUAGGCGUUAACGAGGGAUACUCGCGCGACGAGGUGCUCCUAAGCCCGGAGGUGAUCAAGGGCGAUGUCAGACCCGGGAGCCUCGUGGCCAUCACCGUGAUCAAGACGGAGGGCGAUAAGACUGCGACAAAGGACCAUGCGACGGCGCGCGGCGGGAACUCUGCGAACAACACCGGUGCGGGAGCGGGACAAGGCGAUGCGGCGCCCGAGGGGGCGACGCUGGGGAAAAGGUACUUUUGCGUCGCAAAGGAAAUGUCCAAGGAGCUCAAGAGCCGGUUGCCCAACGUUGACAUCUACGUCGUCAAGCAUAUCGCAGAUGCAUUCGGCAUGAAGAAGGGCACGCAGGUACUCUUGACGCCGGUGGACGCUGAUAACCCCGCGACGGCCGCCUCACAUGUCGAGCUCUCGUUCAAGGACCAGUAUCUGUCGCGAUCCGACAUGUGGCGCCUGGCCAUCGGCGAACUCACAGAAAGGACAGUCUACAAGGGCCAGUCGAUACUAUUCAUGGGCACGAUAAAAGCGCAGGUCACGGCGGUAUUCGUAGACGGGCGAAAGACGCACUCGGCUUUCUUCACGAGGAACACGAGGCCGAUUUUCAGAAGCGAGUCGGCGAGGUACGUGCUGUUCAUCCAGAUGGCGCGCGAGAUGUGGGACUUCGACUCGGAGGGGUCCGGCGAGAUCCUCUUCAACAAGGUCGUCAACGGCUUCCUGCCGGCGCUGUUCAAGAAAUGGGCCAAGCUCAAGGCCAAGCACCUCGUGAGCAUCGUGCUCUUCGCGAGGGUGGAAUACGACACGGGCCUGACGACGGAGCUGGCGAGCAGCACCCUGCACGGGGACUACUACACGGGCGUGCAAAUAUCGGGCGACCGCAGGCCGUACAAGGACUUUUACCGCGUGGUCGUCAGCGAGAUGGCGAGCGGGGAGUGGACGACGAUCCUAAACCAGCUGAAGCGCGAGUUCAACUUCUUCAGGCGGGACAUUAGCCUGCACCACCAAAAGGCCAACAGCGCGUUCGUGCCGCUGGCCGAGGAGAACGGCGGCAAGGGCAUUGCGUCCAAUCGCGUCAAGGCUGAGUCGUCGCUGGCCAUGUACGGCAACUUCUUAGAGGCCAUCAACCUCGCCUCGUCCCAGUUUGCGCAUGACUACGUCGACCGCGACCUAAUGCGGACGGGCAUCUCGAUUGUAGUCAUCAGCCCCGGGCCCGGCGUCUUCGAGGUCGAGUACGAAUCUCUGCGGCGGACCACCGAGGCCCUCGUCGGAAACGGCAUCGGCAUCGACCUCAUCUGCGUGCCAAAGAUGCCACUCCACUCCGUCCCACUGUUCCGGUACCGUAACCCGCAGACCUCGGAGGGCUCGCACGGCCUGUCGAGAUCGAGGUCCGUACGGAGCCGUGAGAGCACGCCGAAGCAGCAGGCCACGCCCAUCAUCGGCAGUUACCAGUCGGUGGCCGAGUCGCUGUCACCGACAAAAGGACUAGAGCUCGCCCACCGCAUCGACAGGCUUGCGAACCCGCAGGACGAGUGGUCGUACGCGGUGCCCCAGUGGCUGCACGUCUCCUACUGGACAGGGACAUCCGAAGAGGCGCUGUCGUAUCAAGGCAUCGCCCUCUCGGUGUCCGAGGACAAGGAGGGCCAGGAGAGCGAAGACUUUGCUAUCCGCGCGAGGAUGUAUGAUCUUCAGAUGCGCAGCGUCUUGGAGACGAACGAGAUCGAGACGACACCGCUUCAGGCCGACCCGCUGUUCCCUGUGACGACGACCGAGUCUAAGAGCUCACUGCGGUCGCGGCUCAGCGGGACAGACGAGAUCGCCAUGAUACCCCUGAAGCGCCACCAGGACACGCUUGUUGACCACGUGUAUGGGUUCCAAAAGUUCAUGCCCGACAGGCUCGUGAAACCGGGCGAGAAGUCGCUGUGGAAGCAGCUGCAGGAGUAUGACGAAACGAGGGCGAGACUGCCGAGGUCGCGGCGCCCUGCGCAAGCAAGGGCCUCGAGAGACCUAGAAGAGACGACGAGGCGGCAGCUGAUGGAGGACGCGGGGCUGUUUGGGACGUCGCUGCCCGAGAAGAAGAUUGUGCCGAACCAGAGCCUUGCGGCUGUGACGGCGGGGCGCAAGUUAUCGGUCAACAUUGUCGAUAGCGAAAAGGCGGAGAUCGUGGCCGCUGCGAGGAAGGCUGCGAAUCAUCCACCGGCGGCACCGUCGUCGGGAGCGGCAGGGACGUCAUCUAAUCAGACGUCGUCCUCUACCUCCUCGUCGACGACCCCCGAUUCCCACAGCGUAGCGGGUAAGAUGUCUGUGGCAUCGCCGUCCAAGCCUCCUAGGUUUAUGCGGCAGAUCAGUCUCGGCCUGCGGGGCUUCGGUAUCGCGGCGCCCAAGGUGGUGGCGGCGGAGGCGAGCUUCGAGACAGUCAAGGCGUCGACGGAGCAGAGCGUGACGAGCCCCACGAUGCCGCUGGUCAUGUCGACGAUGCCGCGCCCGUCGUCGCCGCAGGUCAUCAAGCCGAGCAUUUCGACGGCCAUGUCCUCGUUCUCGCCGCAGCUGUUCCGGUCAGAUUCGCGCGAUACCCUUAAGGACCUGCCCUCGACGCCGAGCAUACCAAUCAACAUGAAGUCCUCUUCACGCCGGGGCGAGAGCUCGAUCGGCCAGCAGCAUAGUAAGCUGCGCGCCGGUGCUAUGCCCGAGCUGCCGUCUACGUUGUCACCGACCACGGCCAUCUCGCCUUGGCUCACGGUGCUGAACCCGUCGAACCCGGACAGGAAUAAGGUGGACGACACGGUGCUCUACAGCCGGUGGCAGCAUGUGUUCCCCCGGACUUCGGAGAUGAAGGUCAUGAAGUGGAAGGCCCUGUGCUGUCCGGCCGCCGUGCCGCUCACGACCGAGUACUUUCCCUCAAAGUCACAGUUUGACACGGAGUACCAGAGACAGCCGUAUGUCAUCGCGCAGAACGCCGAUGAUGAGCUUACAGAAGAGCCGAAAUCGAGAGAGGAGUUCUUGCGGGAAUUAAUCAGUCUCCGUUUCUCGCAAGGGUUCCAAGUGGUCAUUGGCCCGUCCGUCGCCAAGGCGUUUGGGCAGAGGCUGCUGCGAAUUGCCGACAUAUUCUCACGCGACCAGGCGAUGGAGGACGGUACGAGCAUCUUCCUUUCGGUGGGCAACACGAUCCACCAGCUUUCGUGUGUUAAUGGCACGGAGGUGGAGGUCAACAUUUACAUACGCAAACCGGCCGAGCUGACGGUUGGGAACUCCAAUUCCGGCCCGCUGUACAGGCCGGCGAUCCGCACGUUGAUGGAAAGCGGGUACCGGACCCAGGAGGUUGACAUAUCCACGCCGAAACCGGAGAGGAACUGGAACUACAUUGACUCGUAUCUCGCGGGCCACCACGACGAGAUGACGGAGAACCUGAGGUUCUGGAGGACGCGGUUCGUGCUCAUCCCCAUGGUGUCGCGAUCGUCGGCGGUGCCUAGGAACCAGGCCGGCGACAACGCCGAGGAGGUGCGCUUGGAAGGAAUCAGAAGGCUGUCGCUAUCGUGGCAAAAGCACCGUUACAUCCCGCCGUUCGAGCGGAGAUACCAGACGGCCAAGUCGAAGCGCGAUCCCAACCCCCUGGACAUUGUGUACAAGACGGAAGACCCGUCCGUCGUCAUCGCGGCCGAGCUCGACAACUUACCAUUGGUGGAGGGCCUAGGCGAGAACCGUAAGGGACAGCUCAUCACGAGCCGGGAGCACUUUCGCAAGUCCAAUUUGAAUCUCUCGGCGCUGGCCGAGGCGAUCCAGCAGCCCGUCGAGAACGGCGGCGUCAAGCUGCAGAACCGACGGUGGCAUCUGCGGCUGCACUACAACUGCUUCAUCGGCUCCGACAUGACGACGUGGCUCAUGGACAACUUCGAGGACCUAGACAGCCGCGAGGAGGCGGAGCAGCUGGGCAACAUGCUCAUGGUCAAGACGUACGACCGGCCGUCGGAUGACAAGAAGGACCGCGGCGGGCUGUUUGAGCACGUUGAGCGCCGGCACGUGUUUAGGGACGGACAGUACUUUUACACCAUCGCUACCGAGUACGCGAAACCGCACCCUCCCGGCUGGUUCAACUCGCGCCGUGGCCGCGACGUCUCUGUGCCCUCGACGCCCAUGUCGGAGAACGUCCCGCGCGACUCGCCGCGGCCGGGCAUGAUUUCCCGGCCGACGUCUAUCAACGAGGAGAACUCGCCCAUUUCGGGCGCUACCACCCCGACGGCGUACUCUGUCAUGUUUAGCAACAAAAAGGUGCCCAAGGUCUGCCUCAGCAAAGUCAUCAAGUACGACGUGGACCACCGCAAGCGGUCGUACCGGCCUGAGCGCGUCGACCUGCACUACGACCGCCUCCACAACCCGGACAACUGCUACCACAUCCGCAUCGACUGGAUGAACGUGACGGCGAAGCUCAUCGAGGACGUGGUGGAGGGCUGGGCGCGCGAGGCGGCGACGUACGGCCUGCGGCUGGUCGAGGUGCCCAUCAAGGAAGCGUGCUCCAUCACGGAGGUGAACCCCUUCCGGAGGCCGUACCUCAUCAAGCUGUCGGUGCCGCCGCCGAGCCAGCAGCCGGUGACGUAUUACGAGCCCAACUCGUUCUCGCCGCAGACGGCGCCGGGGAAGCACUUUUACCAAAAGGUGCUGAUGCGCAAGUUCGACUUUGUGCUCGACAUGGAGGCCGCGUCGAAUUACCCGCGUGACGUCGAGGUGAGGUACUCGUGGGGCCGGCCGGACUUCAAGUAUUCGCAGUAUAUCCACCGGUCCGGGGUGCUGCUGGCGGAGAUCACGGACGAGGGACACUUCCUUGUGCUGGCCAACCGGCUUUUUAGUAAUCGGGCCUGGACGGCGAGGGAUAAGGAGCUCAAGGAUUUGAGGGAGGCUAAUAGCGGUGGUGGUGGUGGUGUUGGUGGACCGACUGGCGGUGGUGCGAAUACUGUCGUUGAGCGCGGGGGCAGGAUUAUACCCGUGGGCUCGUACACGCCCUUUGGGAUCCCGGAGCCGACGCCGAUGAGCAGUCCGAUGGUGAAGCCCGUUUUCUAUGCCGGGGGCGGUGGCGGUGGUGUCGGUGGUGGUUCGCCUGCGGUGAGGGCAUCGGACAUGAGAGCAAGUUCCAGCGCUUCUGGCGGACCUUCUGGUGGUGCGGCAGCAAACACAACGGCCGCGGUGGACCCGAUCCCGAUUCUCACGGAGCUCGAGGCAUUUUGCAACGACGGACCGGGGUUGGAGGCAUUCUACAAGGAGACGCUGGAGCGGGGCCCGCCGCAGGCCAUGACUACGCCGGGAGCGAUGAGACCUACUGUUGUUGGGCUUGAGGCUGUGCCGGAGGCGAGUAUUCCGAUGUUGGGGCUGCCGGCGGGUGUCCUUGGGGAUUUGCAUUCUGGUGGUGGUGGUGGGCUUGGGGCCUCUGCACGUUCUAUUGCACGAUCAUGAUUACCUUUGAGAGGGUCUACCAGGUUCUCGCCUCACUUUCGGAGUUGAAUGCUACGCGAUGGCUUUGCCAAAGCGAAUGGUCAUCAUGUAAGUCGUGGGAUGUAGCUGACCAAGGUAGCCCACCCACCAGCCAGUCACUUUCAGCGUCAUGAUCUCACCUAAUGGCUUCUACGUUGAUCCCUUCUUCCAGAUCACGAAUCACAGGGACUCAAAGGCUGGAGACCAUCAUGAUUUCACACUGUCUGCCUCUUAUGAUAUGAUGAGCAAUAUUGCUACCGAAUCAAGUGAGGACUGGGCCUGGCGGCGAGGGGAAGUUGAUGUUUACGCUGGUGAUGUGUGGCUCAGCUGUGCAGACCAAAAACCUGG
Colletotrichum acutatum is the source of this 6245-nucleotide messenger RNA. RefSeq lists its product as uncharacterized. The record is from RefSeq and is a predicted model, not a curated record. Gene Ontology annotation, molecular function: GTPase activator activity. The coding region runs from base 234 to 5879 and encodes 1881 amino acids. Gene Ontology annotation, biological process: intracellular signal transduction; negative regulation of TORC1 signaling; positive regulation of autophagy. Gene Ontology annotation, cellular component: GATOR1 complex. NCBI's taxonomy places the organism in Eukaryota, Fungi, Ascomycota, Sordariomycetes, Glomerellales, Glomerellaceae. The transcript has 3 exons.